Purpureocillium lilacinum is the source of this 927-nucleotide messenger RNA. RefSeq lists its product as uncharacterized. NCBI's taxonomy places the organism in Eukaryota, Fungi, Ascomycota, Sordariomycetes, Hypocreales, Ophiocordycipitaceae. Gene Ontology annotation, molecular function: 4-hydroxy-tetrahydrodipicolinate synthase activity. The record is from RefSeq and is a predicted model, not a curated record.
AUGUCCAUCGACUUGAAAGGUUUGGUUCCAGCACCGGUGACUCCCUUCACUCGGGACGGCCAGGUCGAUUAUGAGGCAAUCCGGCGACUAGGCUCCUGGCUCGGCAGCAUCAAAGGUGUUAAGGGUCUCGUGGUCCUUGGCCAUGCGGGAGAGGGCACCUUUCUUACGCAGCAGGAGCAGGUCGAUGUGAUCAAGGCUUUUGUUCGAGCAGUGAACAAUCGCCUUCCCAUCAUUGCUGGGAUCACCGGAGAGGGAACUGAGGUCGCAGCCCUCGAAGCGAAGCGCGCCAAGGAUGCGGGAGCACAGGCUGGGCUCUUGUACCCGUCGCAUGGGUGGCUCCGAUUUGGCUAUCAACCUGGCGCACCUCAGGACAGGUACAAGAGGGUUUUCGAAGUUUCUCAGCUACCGUUGAUCCUGUUCCAAUAUCCGGACAACACGAAAGCCAAUUACAACCUCCAAACCCUCCUCGACAUCGCGGCGCAGCCAGGAGUCAUUGCCAUGAAGAAUGGGGUCCGGAAUAUGCGCCGCUGGGAUACUGAGAUUCCGGUGUUCAGACGAGAGCGGCCCCACGUCCCCGUUCUUACCUGCCACGACGAAUACCUUCUGCAUACGGCCUUCGACGUGGACGGGAUGCUCGUUGGAUACGGAAAUGUUGCACCAGAGCUGCUGAUUGACCUCAUUGCCGCGGGGAAGGCCAAGGAUUACAAAAGGGCACGGGAGAUCCAUGACCAGUUACUACCCAUUACCAAGUCGAUCUAUCAUCGCGGCUCGCACAUGGAGGGUACGGUGGCGCUGAAGCAUGCGCUGGUCGCUCGUGGUGUGCUGUCUCACGCUACAGUGCGAUCCCCGCUAAUGCCGUUGCCUGAUGGAGCGGAGGAGGAAAUUCAUGGCGCGGUCUCGGAAGCUGCCUUGAGCAAAAUUGCGUAA